Molecule: messenger RNA, 1440 nt
Organism: Ectocarpus sp. CCAP 1310/34
Lineage: Eukaryota; Phaeophyceae; Ectocarpales; Ectocarpaceae
Source: the annotation of a GenBank genome assembly
AUGAAGCCAGAGUGCCAGGAGGCAUUCUGCAGGCUAUGGGCACGGGUGCCGGCGCAUGUAUGUGAAGUGAAUUUUGGGUUGGGGCAUGACGCUUGGACGGCCAAGGACAUUGAUAGCUUAGCGGAUGUAUUAGUGGAGCAUGCAGAUUGGUUUUCGGCGCAUAAGACUGAUCUAGGGCACUGCACCACCCUGCCGUUUCGCAUUGACCUGAAGCCAGGUACGAGACCGGUAAAGCAGCGCCCGUAUCGGCGGAGUCCAGUAAUAAACCGAAAGAUUAAGAUAGAGAUUGAUCGGUUAGUUAGCUGUGGGAUUUUGCGGAAGUUCACCUCAAAUUGGGCGUCGCCGCUUGUAGCUGUGUUGAAGGAGGAUGGUAGCUUGAGGUUGACAUGCAACUUUACACGGUCAAAUGAGGCGACAAUCGUUCCCGUUUUCCCCAUGCCCUUAGUCAGCGAUCUCAUCUCGGCGCUGGGAGGGAGCAAGGUCUUCUCGGUCCUCGACCUGAUGAGCGGGUACUUUCAGGCUGCCAUCGACGAGUCGAGCAUCCCCCUGACGGCCGUCUGCACUUCAUUCGGGUUGUCCGAAUGGACCCGGACUCCACAAGGAUACUCCGGGAGCCCGGCGAACUUCCAGUCGCUGAUGGCUAAGUUGAGGGAGUUGUUGGUGCGGUUCACGGAGUUUGACCUAAAGCUGUCCCCCAAGAAGGCCCACAUCGGCUCGGCCGAGGUUACGUUUCUGGGGCAUUUGAUAACCCCUUUUAGCGUGCGCCCCGAUCCUAAAAAGACAGACGCAAUGGCUAAGAUGAAAAUGCCCAAGACUAAGAGUGAAUUAAGGUCCAUGUUAGGUUCGGUAUCGUACCUCCGAAAAUUUCUCCCCAAUUUAGCGAGGAAUAUCACGGACCUGACCGCCCUUCUCGAGAAGGACGCACACUUCAAGUUUACGGCACACCAUGAACAGCUGACCAAAGCGGUGUUGGCCCAGCUAGCAAGUUACGAGGUGUUGGCUUUCCCCGACUAUGCCGCCGCCAUCGAUGGCACUCGUAAAUUUCGACUCACGACCGAUGCCAGUAUCUCUGGUUUUGGUGCGGUACUGGAACAACCGCAAGAGGAUGGGACCGUCAGUCCUCUAGUGUACGUUAGUAGAUCGACCCUACCGAACGAAGCGAACUGGGAUGUCAGCUCGCUGGAGUGUGGAGCGUUGGUGUGGGCCAUUAGGAAAUUGCGUGAUUGUUUAUAUGGCAUUCCAUUUGAAGCAUUCACCGACCACAAGCCGCUUCUAUCUUUUUUUUCUAUGGGUGAAAAAAAACCACGUGUUCAACGCAUGGGUGAUUUCUUAUCGGCGUACUCGUUCACCCUGUCCUAUCGCAAGGGCAAAGAUAACCGGAUGCUUUGUCCCGUCUGCCACAGCCGCCCACGGCAGGCGAUUUUGACAAAUGCGAGUUGA